Bacidia gigantensis is the source of this 1008-nucleotide messenger RNA. RefSeq lists its product as uncharacterized. Bases 1 to 1008 code for a protein of 335 amino acids. Lineage: Eukaryota; Fungi; Ascomycota; Lecanoromycetes; Lecanorales; Ramalinaceae. The record is from RefSeq and is a predicted model, not a curated record. The transcript has a single exon.
AUGGCUCCAACCUUAUUCACCAUUUCGUUAGCAUUGUUGCUGCCAGCAUUCUCCCUUGCUGCCCCUCUUCGUGAGAGUGCAUCCCUUAUUGACACGGAGCCCAUAAAUUCCUCGAAGCAAGGUGACUACCAAGUGACAACACAACAUGGAGCAACUGAUCCAAUUCCUACACAAACAUCUCCUAAUGGUUAUCACGAACCAAGUCUUUCAAUUGUCAUUCCGAUCUCAGGAUCAGCAGGACGUACUGGGGCUAAGAGACCCGAGCCUACAGCUUUUUCCUCAUUGAGACCCUCCGACCAACCAUCAGAUCCCAUUGAAUCGGACGUAAACAGCCUCGCCCGUCGAGAGAAAGCUUCAGCCUCAGAAAAUUCGGUCAAGCCCGCCAAAUCGACGAAUGGAGGAGCGGCUCCGAGUCAAGCUUCUGAGACAGGCGCUCCAGCUUCUAAAUCACCAAAACCAACACAAUCAAAGUCUCAAGACCCAGCUUCAAGUCAACCAUCCGACCCUACCCCGUCAGCAACCAAAUCGUCGCCACCGAAGCAGUCUUCGUCCAAGGUACCAGAACCAAGCACAGAGCCUUCACAGACUCCAAAAUCUGAUUCUGGUCAGCCAUCUUCCAAGACAAAGCAGCCAGUACAGUCUUCUGAACAAACACCUAAGCCCAGUGUCUCGGCGUCUGAGUCGUCGCCGCCAAUAAAGUCCUCAUCCAAAGCGCCAGGUCAAAGCUCAGAGCCCUCGCAGACUUCAAAGCCCGACCCAGGCCAACAACCAUCGACCAAGACGCAGCAACCGAUUGAGUCCACCAACAAAGCGUCUGUUUCCAGCCAAGCACUAUCCCAGAGUGAAGCACCUGACCCUACUUCCUCAGCGCCCAAGUCGUCGAAGGCAGUGCAAUCUGACUCGCAGACACCAGCUCCAAGCCCUCAGCCCUCAAAGAGUGAGGCAGCCACUCCAGCGUCAGGUGAUGGGAGCGGCGGCCAGGCAUCUGCAACGGCUACACCAGUAUGA